Messenger RNA from Fusarium pseudograminearum CS3096, 1731 nucleotides. RefSeq lists its product as uncharacterized. Bases 1 to 1731 code for a protein of 576 amino acids. Gene Ontology annotation, molecular function: protein binding. The transcript has a single exon. NCBI's taxonomy places the organism in Eukaryota, Fungi, Ascomycota, Sordariomycetes, Hypocreales, Nectriaceae. The record is from RefSeq and is a predicted model, not a curated record. Gene Ontology annotation, cellular component: intracellular anatomical structure.
AUGGCACUCACACUCGAGAAGACGGGCAGAACCCCAGCCCAUGAGCCUUACUACGACCUCGGCCCUCACACGCGGCCAAUCACCACCAAAAUCCGUGACGCUCAGAUCUGGUUUGACCGAGGUCUAGUUUGGGCCUACUCUUUCAACCAUCGAGAGUCGGCAGCAUGCUUCAACCAAGUAAUUGCAAACGACCCAGAGUGCGCUAUGGGUUACUGGGGCGCCGCCUUCGCAUCCGGCCCAAACUACAACAAGGUCUGGAUGGCCUUUGAUGAAAAGGAUCUUGCAACAACGGUUGCCAAAUGCUACGAUCUUUCCAAAAAGGCUCUGUCUUACGCAUCCUUGGCUACUCCCAAAGAGAAGGCCCUCAUCCAUGCUAUACAAUCCCGGUUUCCCAACAGAGAGGUACCUGGCGACUUCAAUCCAUCUGUACUAGCCUAUGGCGAUGCUAUGCGGAAGGUAUACCACGAGUUUGGCGAGGACGACCUCGAUAUCAUCACACUCACUGCCGACGCGCUGAUGAACACUGCACCAUGGAAACUGUAUGAAUCCCAAACAGGUGAACCGAAUUUGACGACGCCUGUGCUGGAAGUCAAGGAGAUGCUCGAACGCGGUCUUCAACAUCCAGAUGCUCGAAACCAUCCCGGAAUAUUGCACAUGUAUAUCCACCUUGUCGAGAUGUCGAAACAACCGGAGCUGGCCGUGAUUCCGGCGGACUAUCUACGAAAUCUCGUGCCAGACGGAGGCCAUAUUCAUCACAUGCCGAGCCAUAUCGAUGUUUUGAUCGGGGAUUAUCGUCGAGCCGUGCAUACAAACCUUCGGGCGACAGUUGCAGAUGACAAAUAUUAUGGGCGAGAGGGUGGCGAGAACUUUUACUCCUUCUAUCGCAUGCACAACUACCACUCCUUGAUCUAUGCAGCAAUGAUGGCCGGGCAAUCACGGAUGGCCCUGGAAGCCACCGAUCGAAUGGAAGCCACCAUCACUGAGGAUAUGCUGUUGAUAGAUUCACCGCCGAUGGCAAGCUGGCUAGAGUUUUUCAAGUCGGUCCGCGUGCACGUUCUUAUCCGAUUCGGGUUCUGGGAAGAACUGAAGAAACUGUCCGUUCCCUGCAACAAGGAGUUAUACUGCGUUACAAUAGCCAUGAUCCAUUACGGAAAAGCCAUAGCUUGGGCGGCAACUUGCAACGUUGAAAAUGCCAGAAAAGAACAAGGUCUAUUUCUACAAGCCGCUAAGAGAGUUCCUGAUACGCGGUUAGAUUUCCCCAACAAGGUUGUCGAUGAGCUAGAGGUUGCCAAGGCAAUGCUGGACGGAGAAAUCGAGUACCGAGAGAAGAACUACAGCAGGGCAUUUGAAUGUCUCCGCCUUGCAAUCAAGCUGGAUGACUCCUUGGUAUAUUCCGAGCCCUGGGGUUGGAUGCUGCCUACUCGACACCCAUACGCAGCUCUCCUCCUUGAGCAGGGCUACGUCGAAAAAGCGGCUCAGGUGUAUGCCGAGGAUCUAGGCUUUGAUGAGAAGCUGGUCACAGCCCAUCAGCACCCCAACAAUGUCUGGGCGCUGCAGGGGUAUCACGAGUGUCUCGUGCGGCUAGGGCGAAACGAGGAGGCUCGGAUUAUCAAAAGGCAACUCAAUGUCGCAGCCGCAGGUGCAGAUAUCCCCAUAGAAGUGUCAUGCUUCUGCAGAUUGGAUAAGAUAGGAGGGGAAAGCAACCCGAACUGCUGUGAUUUGGCAUUGUAA